AUGACCAUCCAACUAUCUGUGCCUCUUGACACGGUGGAUGGCUUAGCCAUAUUUAUCACAUACAUUUUACUAGCCACGGCCAUUGUGUUUGUCAGUGGAUCUGUUGUCUUGGCUAUCUUGACCACCAAGUCACUAAGAAAGGAGAACCGAUUCAUCUACAUGUUAAAUACCAGUGUCAGUGACCUAUUCACAGGGCUUGGCAUAUAUUAUAAUGGUCUUUUUGAUGUCCGUGAAAACUACCCUCCCAAGAACAGUACUUUCUACAUACUACCCUCCCUUCUGGGAAUUAGUUUUUUGACCAUCUUUACUGCCCAACUGGAUCGGUAUGUGGCAAUCUCCCAUCCUUACUUCUACUCCAGGCAGAUUACUGAACCCAAAACCAUAGCUGUAUGUGUUUUCAUAUGGGUCUACACAUUUUCACAAACACUGAUAUAUAACCUGGUUACACAAGAGGUGGCUGCCAAGAUAAAUGGGGUCACAGCACUAGGAGCCACUGUUUGCACCUUCUUUGCCAUGAUAGGCCUGAAUCUGAAGCUCUACCUCAUUGCCACGUACCAGCUCUCCCGAGAACCUGACAGUCAAGACAGAGACAGUAAGAAGGCAUCACUGAGGCUUAUCAUUCUCGUCACUCUGACCUUUCUGACCCUCUGGUCUCCAAGUUUCAUUAAUCAGUGUCUGAUCAAAAUGACCCCAUACGGCUUCAGAACAAACAAUUAUGCCACAGACCCCUUUGGUUUUCUGGUCAGACUGAACCCAUUCACCACCCCAGUACUGUACAUCAGCGGAAGUCGGGCAUUAAAGGCAGCGGUUUUUACAAAAGUAUGGAAGCCUUGUUGCAAAACCAGGUGA
This is a messenger RNA of Protopterus annectens (West African lungfish), 849 nucleotides long. RefSeq names its product neuromedin-U receptor 2-like. The record is from RefSeq and is a predicted model, not a curated record. NCBI's taxonomy places the organism in Eukaryota, Metazoa, Chordata, Ceratodontiformes, Protopteridae. Gene Ontology annotation, cellular component: membrane. Bases 1 to 849 code for a protein of 282 amino acids. Gene Ontology annotation, biological process: G protein-coupled receptor signaling pathway. The transcript has a single exon. Gene Ontology annotation, molecular function: G protein-coupled receptor activity.